CAACUAGAGCAACUUUGCUUCGACCAGAGGCAAGCAUCUCUCGCCCAUCAAGGCGCACAGAGAACCCAAGGAAAUAAAGCCUCCAAUUUCUUCGUCUUUCUUCCUCGCAAUCCAUGGCUGCCUCCCUGGUUAACGUCUACUACACGAGGCCUGUCCUCCCUGAUGUGUAUCGUGUUCUUGCCUGCCUCUACGAGAAGGAGAUCGAGUUCGAGCUAGUGGACAUGCACGUCGGCCAGCAAAUGCCUCUGGAUUUCCUCAAACUCCAGUCCAAUGGCAGAGCUUCAGUUCCUGCAUUCGAAGAUGGAAGCACAUUCUUACUCGAAUCCAGAAACAUUUGCCGGUAUGCGUCAGAGAAGUACCAAGGCCAUGGAAACAGGUAUUUGCUAGGAAGAGACCUCCUUGAGAGAGGCUCCAUCGAGCAAUGGCUGAAGACAGAGGAGCACAGUUUCAACCCUCCGAGCCUCGAACUGGUCUUCCACUUGGCCUUUGAUCCUUUGGACCAGCCUCUGCUCGCCCAGAGUGAGCAAGCACUGGCCAGAGUCCUCGAUGUGUAUGAGCACAGGCUGAGGGAGAGCAAGUACCUCGCCGGCGACGACUUCACUCUCGCAGACCUCUCACACCUCCCCAACUCCCACUACAUCGCCAACUCCGAACAGUGGGGCUGCUUGUUCGAGUCGAGGAAGAAUGUGCUGCGGUGGUGGGAGACGGUGUCUUGCAGGCCUUCAUGGGCGAAAGUGGUGCGGAUGUUGAGUGAAUUCGAAGCCAGCAAUGGCUCCACAGCUGAAGAGAUUGUUUCUGCAACUGCUAAAGUUAGUCACAGUGGAAGAAGCUCCACCAGAGCUCUACUUGUUCCUCAAUCAUCAACAAUUUGGCUCAAGAAUGGCUCCAAGAAAACCCCAACUAAGUCCACUGCUGCUCAAGCACCAUCAAUGGUAGCCACGGUCAAGAAUGGCUCAAAAUCGCCAAAUUCCAAGACUGAGCCAGAAAAUGUUGGGGAGGACAAAACUAGAAGCCACCAUGGGGUACCUUCUUCUUCCACUGCCUCUGGUACUACUAAACAGGCAUCUUAGUAAUUUUCCUGUUAAGACUAUGAAGUCAGUUUGUUUGUUUGCUAAUCAAAUGUGUUUCAUCUAGUGUUUUAUUAAUGAUUUGUUCCAGA
Molecule: messenger RNA, 1159 nt
Organism: Zingiber officinale
Lineage: Eukaryota; Viridiplantae; Streptophyta; Magnoliopsida; Zingiberales; Zingiberaceae
Product: glutathione S-transferase F10-like
Exons: 3
Coding region: 114-1070 (318 amino acids)
Cellular component (GO): cytoplasm
Molecular function (GO): glutathione binding; glutathione transferase activity
Source: RefSeq, a predicted model, not a curated record